This is a messenger RNA of Aricia agestis (brown argus), 1043 nucleotides long. RefSeq names its product androgen-dependent TFPI-regulating protein-like. The transcript is spliced from 5 exons. NCBI's taxonomy places the organism in Eukaryota, Metazoa, Arthropoda, Insecta, Lepidoptera, Lycaenidae. The record is from RefSeq and is a predicted model, not a curated record. Gene Ontology annotation, cellular component: endomembrane system; membrane. The coding region runs from base 154 to 885 and encodes 243 amino acids.
AGCAUAACAGUACUGCGUCGUGAGCCGAUGAGUGAUGUUGUAUUUUCACUCCAGUGGACAUCGAAGUCAAAUAUUUCCAGUGAUAAGUGAAAUAUUUUGAAUUUAAAAAAGGACCAUUCGGAUUUCGAAAAUCGUGGGUAAUCAGGUCCAAAGAUGGCGCGGGAAACGAAUGGCAUUUAUAUGCGCAUGGGCAUGUAUGUGCUGACGAUAGCUCUGCAUGUAACGAACAUAGCUUACAUGGCGACCAAGACUGCCAGAAGUUUAGAAGCAGCAGAAGAUCCGUACAUCAAAGUGUAUGCCUCCUUGCAGACUAGGUUUUUCACGUGUUGGACGUUUUUCCUGCAAAUUGUAUACGCUGUGAUCUCUCUGACCUGUGAUAGUCUCCUUCUAAAGAAUUCUUUGAAGAAAAAUUACAAACUGCCAAAGUAUUUGUAUAUAUUCAGAGAGGGUCUUUUUAGUUCCGUAAUAUGGCCAUCUAUAUGGGUUGUGUUCCUUGUGUUUUGGGUGUUGUACCACUACAAUAGAGACCUUAUAUACCCGCCGUUUGUGGACAAGAUUCUGACGUCAUUCUCCAACCACAUUAUGCACACGUUCAUCAUACCGAUAGCGACGUGGGACUUGCUUUUCCGACCACGGAAGGUUCCUAAAUCUCAUCUCCCGAACCUUCAAUAUUUAACCUUUCACUUUGGGCUGUACCUUGCUGUACUAUUAUACACGUACGCGGAGACAGGAAUCUGGAUAUACCCCGUUUUUAAAUCACUGUACGGCACAGUUUACUUCAUUGUCGCUCUCGGCAUUAUAUUCUCAAUCGCUUUAGGCGCUUACUUCAUUCAGUGGCCCAUUACGAGGACUUUAUUUCCAGAAACAAGAAAGAAAGUAAAAUAAUUGAGUGUGAUACAUACUUUUAAGGAUUUAACACAUGGGUUAAAGGUGACAAAAAAGAAAGAAACGAGUCAAUAAAAGAGUUCGAACCUUUUUGUGUGGAGCGUAGCAUACCUAGUUAGUUUCAACUUUCAAGUACUUAAAAAGGGCAUAUUUUCUGU